AUGGCGCAAGAAGAUCUUCCUUUUGAGGUGAUUGUUACUAUACUGUUGCUUCUUCCAGCUGAUCCGUCUCAUGCGUGUCUCCAAAGCAUGGUAUGCUUUGAUCACCAAUGCCGAGUUCAUCCAAAAUCAUCUCCAGAUUAUGGCUUCAAGGGUACUUAUGAGUGCGCAUAUAAUUUUGGGAAGAACUUGUAUUUAUGGAAUCCUUGUAUUAGAAAAUACAAGUGCAUUUCCUCUUCAUGUAUUGACAUAAAGAAGUCAAAUAGGCUAGGUAGUUCCUUGGCUGUUGGAUUUGGUUAUCUCAACCAAGCAAAUGACUAUAAGAUCGUAAGAAUUGUGUACAUUGAAAAAGAUGAUGAUCAUUUCUUGGAUGAGGACAAUGACUAUAUGGAUGGUGAUGAUCAUGAUGAUAUUGGUGGUGAUGGCAAUGAGAUAAUUGAAAUGGAGAUUGAUGAGGAUAUUAGUGCUAGUAAGGCUGAGUCAAGUAGUAAUGACGAUAGAACUACAGAGGUUGAAGUUUAUUCAUUGACCAGAGAUUCUUGGAGAAAAGUUGAAAUCCAGUCUUUUCCGUGGUUCUUGUGUGAUUACUUUACUAGAGCAUUCGUUAACAAUUGUGUCCAUUGGAUGGUGUUCUAUAGGCGCGUCAACGAGGAUGAAUCGAUGAUUUUGGCCUUUGAUCUUGAGAAAGAAGCCUUUCAGCAAAUUACAGUGCCUCAUUAUGAGGACGAUGUAGCUGAAUAUGUAGAGAGUAUUGUUCAUAAGGAAGCUCUUGGUUUUGUGGUCAUUUAUCCUCAAGAAACAACUGAACUUUGCUCUCUGUGGGAGAUGAAGGAAUAUGGAGUGGUUGAAUCAUGGAGUAAAGUAUUUAAUGUCGAAGUUGGAGGGACAAUUUAUAGACCAUUUACCAUAACCAAGAAUGAUCAAAUUAUGUUUAAAGGGGAAAAUCAAGGUUUAAGUCUUUAUAGCUUUCAAAGUCAAGAGAUUAAAACUGUCACAGUUAAACUUGAUUCAGAUGAGCUUGACUUUUUGUCCACAGUGGAUAGCCUGAUUCUUCUCUAG
This is a messenger RNA of Coffea arabica (coffee), 1056 nucleotides long. Its product is annotated as F-box/kelch-repeat protein At3g06240-like. The record is from RefSeq and is a predicted model, not a curated record. Lineage: Eukaryota; Viridiplantae; Streptophyta; Magnoliopsida; Gentianales; Rubiaceae.